UUUUCGUGGUUGAGUCACCCUUCUCCUACCUUACUUCUAAUCACAGUUUUCCUUUCAAUCACUUCCAUUCCAGUGGGGAAUACGGGAAUAGUUAGGCAGUUUUCAGGAGUCGGCUUUUGAACCAAAUUAUUGAAAAUGGCAUCGUGAAACUAGACAUUUUCCUGUUCCCUCACCCCUGUAAACCACCAGACUCACAGACAUGGAGGGUAAAGAAGAGAUCAGUGACACAGACAGUGGUAUCAUUCUCCACUCUGGCCCUGAUAGUCCUGCCACCAUUAUGAAGGACGUGACCACUCACACCAGGGCCGUCAAGCUCAAGCACCAGUCACUGGAAGACCGACUAGAGCUCUGCCUACUAGAGCUGAAGAAGCUUUGCAUCCGAGAGGCUGAGCUGACUGGUCGGCUGUCUGCAGACUACCCUUUGCUGCCUGGGGAGAAGCCACCUCAAAUCCGCCAACGAAUCGGAGCUGCCUUCAAACUAGAAGAGCAGAGCAUCCCACAGGGAGCAGUGAACUCUGAGCUGAACUCUGUGGAAGCUGAGCUAUCCCUGCAGUUGCAGAUACACAAAGCAGUCCAAAGACUGUGCUGUGAGGAACACCAGAGCAAGGCGGUGAAGAGAAGCCGGUUACAGCAGUGCAAGCGUGAGGAGAAGAAAGUCAAACAACUGCAGGACACAGCGUUUCAGCUGCGCCUACAGCAUGGGCGGUCUUCACCACGGCCAGACUGCACCAGCACACAGAGAGAUCAGGGCACUUCUGAUGAUAGCUCUCUGUCGGAUUCGGCAUUGCUCGACGAAGUAGAGGUGAUUAGUCAGUCAUCUCAACCAUCCGUGGAGCUCCCUCACCUAGGAGGACCAGCAGAUCCUCCCCAGCCUCCCCUUGACCCCUCACACCCCCCUGGGCCUAGCCCCCACGAGUCUCCCACUACUACUCCAACCCUGGAGGAGCUACAGUCUCUUUUCAACACCAGCCUGGAAUUGGAGCCCCCUCCCAUCGAGCACUCGCCCUGGACAGAGUCCAGUCUGGACCAGCCUUACCAGAAGACCAAGAAGAAGUCACACUCUGGUAGCAGAAAGUCAAGUAGUCCAGCCACGACCCCUGUGUUGCCUCCUGUGGACACCUGUUGUAGAGACACGGCCCUGACACUGCAGUUCUCCUCCCAUCUCAAACUGAGCUACACCCAGUCCAACAGCGCCCCAUCCACCCCGGAGAUGCACCUUCGCCGCCAGCUCUCUCUCAGACUUCCCAACAGUGAGCCUCCGUUGAACCUGGAUAAGGAUCGAGGACGUACCCGUGUUCCCAGGAGGCUACUAACGGAUUACGUGGUAACGUCUCCAGGCGAGUCCCCUGUCCUGAGGGCAGGCUACGGAAAUCCCAUAUACCAUUCCAGCUCUGAGACUGAGGACAGUAACUCUGAACACUCUGCCCCAUCCUACACCAGUUCACCAUGUCGUGAGAUGCCUUGUGACCUGCCCAGGCAGUCUCAGCUCACCUAUAAGUACCAACACUCCAGCCCCAAUGACAAUCAUCGACCAAUGGCCUACCCCCCAGGCCCCGGCUUCUACCAGAACCCCCAGCACCAGUCCAACCCCAGCUUCCACAGGGGUUACUAUGACGACAGGAUGGUCUACCCUUCAGAGAUGGACAUGACCAGGCUGUAUCAUGGCACCCCGCUCCCCUGUCACCCCAGCCAGUAUGAACACUGGUACGAGGAGGCCCCUUUGCACCCCCAGCGGGCUCUCAGGUCCCUGCCCCCUCACAUCAGACUGUCCCGCGCCCCUUCGCUCCGGGAGUACCCUCACCACCCAUCCAGAGGCCUCCCCCAGCAGGUGGUAAACGAAGAGCUCAAGUCGUGGCACCAGCGCAAACAGUUCAGACCUCGCUCCCUGGACAGACAGGGCGAGGCCAGGGUGAGGAGUGUACAGUCACCUCUCACCCAGCACAACAAGUACCAUGAACAGAGGGUAAGGUGUGGGAAUGUUCAUGCAUGAGAGGAAGACCCAGGUGCCACAUUCCUGUAUCGUUUUACUGUCUACCCUUCAGCGAUGAUUUAUAUUGCCAGCUGUUGAAAAAGCAUGGGCAGCUGUAGUACAGUACGGUACAGUACUGGAUCUAAUAUUUUGCAGCAGCAGUAGUAGUAGUAUCAGCAGUAGCAGCAAUUCUUAAUUUCAGGGGAUGGUCUGAUCACAGCAAGUAAAGGAGGUUUGAGAGACAUUCAGACAGCUGCAGUGUGGGAGUGAACAUACUGUACGUGUGGCCUUCCCAUCGUCAACCUCACCCCUGAAUCAUACAGUGUCACACUGAGUCACAUUGUGGGUCACUGUAGAGAAAAAUGACACACCCUUGUGGAUCAGCUGCUAAAACCUAAAAGCCAAGCUUUUUCAGACACUGGCUGUUUUGCACUCUUAUGACCUCGUUAUGGAGCUCUCAAUGGUGAGGUUAUACCACAGUGCUAUGUACUGCACUUCCUUUAACAUAUUUGUAUAUCCAACUUCCUGGUGUUGUGAGAACUGAGUAAUACAGCAGCUGAGCCCUUGGUGUCUGCUGUAGGGCAGUAUACUCACCCCUGGCCUUGAAGGGUUGCAGGGAACCACCAGUAAUAAUAAUAAUAUAAUAAUAAUAUAUGCCAUUUAGCAGACGCUUUUAUCCAAAGCGACUUACAGUCAUGUGUGCAUACAUUCUACGUAUGGGUGGUCCCGGGAAUCAAACCCACUACCCUGGCGUUACAAGCGCCAUGCUCUACCAACUGAGCUACAGAAGGACCAAACAUUUAUUACAAUGAUCUACUUUGUUGCCUUCUCUCCAUACUAUGAACCAAUAAUGUUAUUUCUUGUGAUAUUUAAAAGCCUUACUCUAUUAGUACUGACUUGAAAAAACAGACAUUGAAAUAAAUGUUCCCUAUUUUUGUCAUCCCAUCUGCAGGCUCCCCAGAGACGUGUCAUCCAGAGGGCAGCGGACGGGUCCCCAGUGCAGUGGUUUGUGGAUGACGACUCUGAGAUCAUCAGUCAGGUGUAGGACUAGUGAGAGGGCCCCAGUGCCACCCUCUCUGUGGAAAGCUCUGACCUCCCCAGGCCCACAGAGCCCUAUUUAUUCAUUAAUUUAUUACAUCACUGGACUUGGUGCUGAUAUGAGAUGAGAGAGAGCGAGAGACUGGGCAUAGUAUCAAAGAGGAUCUGAGGCUUUAUAUUAUUGACUUCAACAUGUUACCAGGGCAACACGAAAGUCAAAGGCACAAAGCAACAGACUACAACGUUCCCCUGGUGCCUCCCUUUUUUACUGUGAAAGAGCCGCUGUUUUGAACAUUCUUUCAUGGUUAGUUUGUUAGCUGUUUUUUUGUACGGAUCUAUUGAUGUGUUAAGUACUAUCGAAAAUGUUUCAAAAAUAUAUUUAGAUAUUGUUUUUCUGAAAGGAAAAAGUUUCUCUUUAGAAAUGAAUAAAUAAUUAAAUAAAGAUUUAUAAUGUUAA
Messenger RNA from Oncorhynchus gorbuscha (pink salmon), 3464 nucleotides. RefSeq names its product innate immunity activator b (gene inavab). The record is from RefSeq and is a predicted model, not a curated record. Lineage: Eukaryota; Metazoa; Chordata; Actinopteri; Salmoniformes; Salmonidae. The coding region runs from base 200 to 1990 and encodes 596 amino acids. The transcript has 10 exons. Gene Ontology annotation, biological process: positive regulation of protein ubiquitination; adherens junction maintenance.